GUAAAGUUUCAAUUACAUUACUCUACCAUGAACUCGCUUACAAAGACUCACUCACGAAAUUCCUCCGCAACACCUAAUAAGAAAUGGGUUUGUAUAUAUCUUAGAAAAACUAGGCACGACAAAUCGUGGAUGUGCUUACCUCGUGUAUUUGGUUGUGUGUACAUGUCCUAAGCACAGAGGUGUACAAUAAAUUUUUUGGGCUCAAUUACCUGUUUGAAUAGCAAGCUUGCAGAGUCUAUUUCUUCAUUUCGAAUGCUAUCCACCACUUUUGCUUCACCCAAGAAGUUGCGUUGUGAUUAUGUGAACUAGAUCAUUUGGGCAUGUGUUUUCUUCAAGCGCCCCACGUUUGAACGAUUCCGCAAUAUGAGUAUCAACAUAUCUUCCAAUACUCUUAACUGUCAAGACAACAACUUUUGCUGCCAAUGUCAAAGUGGGUGAUGGGGAAAUUCGAUAUCUUUUUUUGCAACAACUUCAAGGAAUGACCCGAAAUGCUGAAAAGGGUAAGGGUACUGGUAAAGUUUAUACAAGUUAUUUUCUGAGGUCAUAAUAAAUUCUUUAAGAUCACUUUGGUUAAAAAUUCAGAACUUGGAAGACCCAACUGAUCUUUUGUGAUCUAAAGGUUGCUAUAUUGUGAUCACAAAAGUUGAAGUUUGGACCUUUUUAAAGGUUGCAAAGAGCAUACUCAGUUUUGUGACAGGGGGCUUUCCCCAUUUUGCUAAUUCUUUGAUAAUCAAACGUUCCAUAUUGAAGUUUCAAUUAUGAUUGAAAGGCAAAAUUUUGCGGAGCUUUUGAGAAAAUGUUCGAAGAAUGUGCAAUUUUGUCAAGGAAUGCAAGUUCAUGCAAGUGUUGUGAGAAGGGGUUAUGGGCUGGACAUGAUGAUAAACAAUGAUCUUAUAGAUAUGUAUGGAAAAUGUGGAAGAAUGGACAAGGCUUGUGCUGUGUUUGAUAGAAUGCUUGAGAGAAAUGUUGUUUCUUGGACCGCUCUAAUGUGUGGAUACUUACAAGAGGGUAAUGCAAAAGGUCCUUUGUUGCUUUUACGUCGAAUGGGUUCUUCUGGGGUUAAGCCUAAUGAGUUCACAUUUUCGACAAAUUUUAAGGCAUGCGGGUUUUUGGGUGUUGCUGAAAAUGGGAUGCAGAUUCAUAGUUUGUGCAGUAAAAGUGGGUUUGGAUGGUAUCCUGUGGUGGUUAAUUCUAUUAUAGAUAUGUAUUCUAGAUGUGGAAGCAUAAAUGAAGCAGGACGGAUGUUUGAUAAAAUGCCGAUUAGAAGUCUGAUAAGUUGGAAUGCAAUGAUAGCAGGAUUUGCCCUUGCAGGGAUGGGCGACAAAUCUUUAUUUCUGUUUAAAGAAAUGCGACUGCACGGAGAAACGCCUGAUGAGUAUACAUUUACAAGCACUUUGAAAGCUUGUGGUGGACUUGGAGCUAUUCGAGGAGGAACUCAGAUUCAUGCUUUUUUGGUUACAACAGGGUUCCCUAUUUCGGUUAAGACAAUUAUUGUAGGUGCCCUUGUUGAUCUGUAUGUGAAAUGCGGGUACUUGUUUGAAGCAAAGAAAGUGUUUAAUCAAGUUGAACAGAGGAGUGUUAUAUCUUGGACUGCUCUAAUUAUAGGUUUUGCUCAAGAAGAAAACCUCGCAGAGGCCAUGGACUUGUUUAGGCAGCUUAGGAACAGUAGCAUCCGAGUAGAUGGGUUUGUUCUCUCAAGCAUGAUGGGGGUAUUUGCUGAUUUUGCUCUUGUAGAGCAAGGUAAGCAAUUGCAUUCUUAUGCCACUAAAAUUCCAUAUGGUCUAGACAUCUCAGUAACUAAUUCGACUGUAGAUCUGUACCUCAAGUGUGGGUUAACAGAGGAAGCAGAAAGACUUUUUGGUGAAAUGCCAAGGAGGAAUGUGGUUUCUUGGACAGUUAUGAUUACUGGGUAUGGGAAACAUGGUCUUGGCAAAGAAGCAAUUCACCUCUUCAACAAAAUGCGGUUAGAUGAUAUUGAGCCGGACGGAGUGACGUAUUUGGCUGUACUCUCAGCUUGUAGUCAUUCAGGCCUUAUUGAAGAAAGUCAAGAGUACUUCGCAAGAUUAUGCAUGGACCACCAAAUUAAACCUAGAGUAGAGCACUACGCUUGCAUGGUUGAUAUUCUUGGUCGAGCUGGACGUUUAAGAGAAGCUAAGAAUCUUAUAGAGAACAUGCGACUAAAACCGAAUAUAGGGAUAUGGCAGACAUUGCUUAGUGCUUGUAGAGUGCAUAGAGAUGUAGAAACGGGAAGAGCAGUAGGGGAGAUUCUCUUGACACUGGAUGGUAACAACCCAGUCAAUUACGUUAUGUUAUCAAAUAUAUAUGCUGAUGCUUGCUAUUGGAAAGAGUGUGAGAGAUUGAGACUGUUGGUGAAGGCAAAGGGAUUGAAGAAAGUAGCAGGACGUAGUUGGGUUGAGAUUGAUAAGAAGGUUCACUUUUUCUACAAUGCAGAUGACACACAUCCACUUACAGAAAGUAUCCAUGAAAUUUUGAAAGAAAUGGAGAGAAGAAUUAAAGAAGAAGUGGGUUAUGCUUAUGAAGUGAGGUUUGCAUUGCAUGACGUGGAAGAAGAGUCAAAGGAGGAGAGCUUGAGAGUUCACAGUGAAAAGUUGGCAAUUGGGUUGGCAUUACUUUGUGGUGGACUGGAAAAAGAGGGAAUGCCUAUUCGGAUUUUCAAAAACUUGAGAGUUUGUGGUGAUUGUCACGAAUUCAUCAAGGGUUUGUCAAAGGUUUUGAAGGUGGUCUUUCUGGUAAGAGAUGCUAACAGGUUCCACAAGUUUGAGGAUGGUUUUUGUUCCUGUGGAGAUUAUUGGUGACAUGAGUUAUUAUUCUCAAAUGAAUUUGGUGAAAAUGAGCUUUCUGAAAGAACUGGAAAAGAAGUGAUAUGACACAGCUUAACUGGGUGAGCAUGCUGCUCCCUCUCUCUCUCUCUCUCUCUCUCUCUCUCACACACACAC
Ilex paraguariensis (yerba mate) is the source of this 2957-nucleotide messenger RNA. Lineage: Eukaryota; Viridiplantae; Streptophyta; Magnoliopsida; Aquifoliales; Aquifoliaceae. The record is from the annotation of a GenBank genome assembly.